AUGCGCGUUAAGCUUAUUUUUGAUUUCCCUUCGCUUACUCGUCGUUGCUGGUAUGAAAUAUGUCAGCCGGAAUUUGCGCAACAGGAUGAAUUGAUAAAAGAUCUUGUCGUGCGUAUACUUCACGAUUUCGAACUAGAGUCAGUUUGCCCAAAUGGAGUAAUUCUUAGUUUAGAAGGGUUUGAAUUGCUACCGAAUGGAACCACUCUCGGUUUGAUUCGAGAAAAUGAUACUAUUUGUGUUAAACCUGGGAACCUUGAGUUAAAUAAAGAUAAACAUCUAAAGUACAAUCGAAUUUCAACCCCAAAACCUCGAAGAAAGCAAGUCAACUUAAAUUCAAAGAAAAAGACGAGUUCCUCCUCUUCUGAAUCCUCUGAAUCAGAGAAUGGUGAAAAGAAAAGGAAAGAUACGUAUCAAAUUGGCAAGAAAAGGAAACGAGACGCGUCUUCAUUACCUUCAUCAACUGAAUCAUCAUCGUCGGCCUCUUCUGAUACUGAUAAUGAUCUGACAUCCUCUCCUUUAGCUAAAAGUGGCAAUAAAAACCUUAAACUGAAUGGUAAAUUAAAUAAAAAAAACAAAACAGUUAUAGAAAAACAAAAAAGCAAUGAAAUAUUAUCAUCCAAUUGGAAUCAUGAAAAGAAUUCAAAUUCAUCGUCAUCUUUAUCAGAGAGCAGUUCUGGGGAAGAGAAUGGGGAUAAACAAAUUACAAAGGAGAAGUCUGGAAAGGAAUUUGAGACAAAUAAUAUCAUUGAUGACAAUAAUGACAAAGGAGACUAUGUUGAUGCCGCAUUUAAUAAAGACUUUGGCAAUGGCAAUGAUCUCUUAUUACCUCCGCCAACAAAAAAAACAAAUGGAAUAAAUUUGACUAAAGAAGUGCCAUCAAAAAUAACAUUAAAUCCAAUUAUUGAGGUCAAUCAAAAAAAUAAAUUGUCAUAUCGACCACCGUUGUCACUUUCAUCAACAUCUAAUAAAAAGAAAGGUUACCUUCAAGAAAUGCUUUCAAUGUCACCCAAACAUCUGAGAUUUACCGAUGAUAGCGAUGAAGUUAUUAAUCAUAUUGAAAACAUUAAUACUACAGAAAAUCAAAUUAACGAAAUCGUUGCCACCACCUCAGCCACUAAUGCAAUGAAUAUUCGUGAUGAAAAACAAUUGAAUUUAACAUGUCAAAAUAUUGAUGAUCUUCCUUCUAAACGAGUUCUUGAAUUGUCGUCAUCUUUCACACCAGAAUGGAGCAUUUACAAAGAAGCCACAAUUGUGGAUUACGAUAGAGUCAAUAAUAUUGUCACUUUGAAACAUCACCAUCAACAAAAAGAUGCACUCAUGAAAGAACCGGUAAUUCGUCCAGGUAAAUUUGAUUUACAGAAUUUAGACGAUGAAUUUAUUAUUGAAGGACAACAAUCGUUGAUAGAUAGAGUUUCAACUUUGGAAUAUGGACAAUAUUGGGCAGAUUAUCCUGAUUUAUUUGCCGAUAUUGCUAAACAUACUGAAGAAAUUAACAGAGCAAUUGCUGUACUUCGAUGGUAUGUAAGCACAUUAUAUGGUUCUUUCAGAUCGAGACAAGAUAAAGAAAAAUUCGAAAAAAAACCGUUUAAUCCAAUUCUAGGAGAACAAUUUCUAGCCCGUUGGGAAGAUAGAAAUGAUUGUGGAGAGACAGUUCUUUUCUCUGAGCAAGUUAGCCAUCAUCCACCUGUUUCGGCAAUUUAUCUUGAAAAUAAUAAGGCUGGUGUAUCAGCGAAUGGUCAUAGCUGGGUUUCUGGAUCUAAAAACUCAUUCAAGGCACAAAUAUUUCGUAAUGGUUUACUUAAGACUCCUUUAUUCACAGUUUCAGGCUCAUGGGCAGGCAAAUCAACAAUCGAAGAUCACAAUACAAAGGAAAAGAAAACAUUUUUUGACAUUGAAUCUCAGAAACGAGCAAGUCCCAUUGUAUCUCUGGAAGAAGAACAAAGCGACAUGGAAAGCAGAAAAUUAUGGAAAUAUGUUGCAAAGGCUAUUAACGAAGGCGAUUUUUCAACUGCAUCAAAAUUAAAAGGAGAAAUUGAACAACGACAGCGUGAUAAAGUAAAGCGGGGUGAAGAAACUAUACUUCAAUACUUUGAUUGGGUUGAUCCAGACGAGAAAUAUUUAUCUCUUGAUAAACUAAUAAAUUAUAGCAGCAAGGAGGAAAAAUAUAAAGAAACUGGAAUUGCAAAAGCAAGAAGAAUAAUGACUGAGCAUACAGAAGAGAAAAAAGCUACGCGUAAAAGAAAACCCGCUGCAGCCACCGAAGAAAAGAAAUCAGAGAAGGCGGAAACCGAGGAAACUUCCACCUUUCCUAAGCUUAAAGAUUUCCUCGCAAAUGCUAAAGAUCUUCAAGUACUUAUAAAAAAUCUUGAGAAUAUAGAAGAAGAAAAGGAAACUAAAGAUAAUGAAACAUCCGAGAAAAACGUCGAAGCUAAAAAUGGUUCUGAAUCAACCCCUGAUGAACCUUUAUUCACAUUAACUGCAAAGCCGCAUAAGCACUCCACCGGCUCUUAUGGCUGGACCGCAACUCAAUCCAAGUCUAAAAUCAAGGUUAAAAUCGGUGGCGAAGAAGUGGAAUUGCCUAUUACUAUAACUCUUAAUAUUACUGUUCAAAAUUCUAAGAAUAAAUAA
Molecule: messenger RNA, 2628 nt
Organism: Ambispora leptoticha
Lineage: Eukaryota; Fungi; Glomeromycota; Glomeromycetes; Archaeosporales; Ambisporaceae
Source: the annotation of a GenBank genome assembly